AUGAGCAGGAAAGUGCAUUAUUCGUUGAAUACUCGCAAAGAAUACCGUUCGUUCAUGGUAAAAUUUGCGGACGAAUUUACGUCUGAUGAUUUGACCAGGCUUAAAUAUGUCUCAAAAGAUUAUAUUCCAGCUGGCAAAAUGGAGCAACUUCGCACAGCAUUGGAGAUUUUCUCUCAAUUUGAACAACAAAGUCUUCUUGGACCUAAUAAUCUCGAUUUUUUUCUCGAUUUGGUCGAGGCAAUGAAUAGACUACAUUUGUUAGAGAUGCUCAAACAGUUCGUUGUGGAAACGAAGGUGAAACGCAUGCGAGCGAAGAUAAGAGAAUUUAAAUUGGUGACUGGCAAAGAAUUUGGAAAGAG
Messenger RNA from Paramuricea clavata, 359 nucleotides. Lineage: Eukaryota; Metazoa; Cnidaria; Anthozoa; Malacalcyonacea; Plexauridae. The record is from the annotation of a GenBank genome assembly.